Molecule: messenger RNA, 3829 nt
Organism: Zootermopsis nevadensis
Lineage: Eukaryota; Metazoa; Arthropoda; Insecta; Blattodea; Termopsidae
Product: agrin
Biological process (GO): multicellular organism development; cell differentiation
Cellular component (GO): extracellular region
Molecular function (GO): protein binding
Source: RefSeq, a predicted model, not a curated record
GUGGCUGUGUGUAGAACUGCACUGAACGGUGUUGUCUGCUGCUGGCCGGAACAGUAUCUAUGGCGAGUAGCAACCAACAUUAACGAACUGUGCGAAGACGCCAUUUUAAAAUCCGGGCUUGUAUCCAGGUUAUAGGAUAUGCGAGAAGGGUCCAUUUAAACGCUAGGUAAGAAGUGAGGCACCCAGUCAACAACUUGAGACGUGUUUGACAUGGAAGCCGAAGUACUCUGAGGAUAAUCUUAGCCGGUGCCACUUCGUCGCCUACAAAUCCCACCUGCCCUGGGACGCCGAACCCGUGGCUAUGCGCCGAUAACCGCUUAAGCUGUGACAUGGCCAAGCUUCUCCAUCUACAUGGCCGUUCCAUCUCUUUUUCUUCGUAACGCUAUGUUUAUUUGCAUCGUACAUCAGAAGCUUGUGUCUUAUGCUUCCACCGCAUUUUCUACGUAAGACAGACUUCGCUGUGCUCGCUCGCGACUCGUCCUGUCCCCGCAUCUGCCCUCAACCAACAACUCCGGGUGGUGGAGACCCCGUGUGUGGCUCAGACGGAGUCAUCUACCCCAGUCUCUGCGAAAUGAAGAAGAAGACAUGUGGGAAAGGAGUACGACUGGCAUCAGAUUCCGGACUGUGCAUGAGAUCAGCUGGUGCUCAUUGCGAACAUCGGUGUGGCAAGGAUAGAGACCCAGUUUGUGGCACUGAUGGUAGAACUUACCUCAACAGGUGCAUGUUACAAGUCGAGAUUUGCAGAGUUGGAAUUCAGAUGUCACAUCUGGGGUCCUGCAACAAUAUAUCGGCACAUCGUGAGAACUGCCCUGUAUCAUGUGACCAGGCUCCCGUUGAUGGUCCUAUUUGUGGCUCCGAUGGCAAUGUUUACAAGAACACAUGUCAGAUGAAACUGCUAACUUGUGGGCAAGGUGUAGUCCGCACGUCCAAGAAAUACUGCCAGACGACCCGCCAUUGCCGUGAGUCAUGUUGGCGAGUGGCAAAACCAACUUGUGGAUCAGAUGGCAAGAUCUAUAGCAAUUCUUGCCGAAUGAAAUCUAAGAAUUGUGGGAAGCAUGUGUUUGAAGUUCCAAUGUCUUUUUGUGUCUCUCAUGAACGGAAUGCAAAUGGAAAUGGCUGUCCUCUUAAUUGUGAAGGUGAAGAUGAAAGCUUGACUUGUGGUUCUGAUGGCAACAUCUAUCGCAAUGAGUGUGAGCUUAAGAUGCUCAAUUGUGGGGCACAGGCUUCAAAGCGCAGGGUACAACCAGUAGAUUUUGAAAAGUGUCGUAACAAAUUCAACAAGUGUAAUAAGAUCCAGAAAUGUACGAGAGAAGUGGAUCCAGUCUGUGGUACAGAUGCACACACUUACAUCAACAAGUGUCUCUUGCAGGUUGCUGCUUGUUUGAAGGGAAUUCAGCUGGCUCAUGUUGGAAACUGCACUACACUGGAAGAAGAUGAUUUCUGCCCAAACAGUUGCCCAGAAGAUGAAGAUGCACCUGUAUGUGGUUCAGAUGGAAAUGCCUACCGAUCAUUGUGUGAAAUGAAAAAGGAGACAUGUGGCCAGAAAGUAGUUGCUGUUCCUUCGCAACACUGCCGCACUACUGCCCAGUGCAAUGAAGUGUGUGGUGCUGAACGCCAGUUUGUCUGUGGCUCUGACAAUAAGUUUUACCGCAAUGAGUGUGAAAUGAGAAGAGAUAAUUGUGGGAAGCACAUCUUUGUGGUACCCAUGAAGCGUUGCCUGACGGGGUUCAUGUUCCGUGGCUGCCAGAAGAUUUGUGAAAAUUACUACGAUCCCAUCUGUGGAACAGAUGGCAAGACAUACUCUAACGACUGCUUCCUGGAUCUGGAAAAUUGCAGGUCGCGAUCACUUGUAUCCAAGAAACAUCAUGGGCAGUGUGGUCAACCUGUCACAGAAGCUAAAAAUUACCUGUAUUAAUGAAAUGAGUGGAUAAACAAUAUUAUUCAACACAUGGACCAGGACUGUUACACACCUGAAUAAUUGGUCAUCUGAACUAAUUCUUGUGAGUUUCUUAAGGAACAGAGUUUUUUUCAGGACCUAUUAGUGAGCAGUAUAUAUGUCUGUCCAUGAAUCAGUUACAUAUAUUGUUCCAGAUGAUGUUUAAUUUUCCAUCAUAAUUCCUAUUGACAUCUGUGUUAGUUCAUGAGGUGAAGCAAUACUAGCACCAUUUUCUGUUGUGGUACAUUGAUAGAUAUUUUAUAGCCAUUGACAUUGAUUGUGUUUUCCUAUAGAAAAAUUAAAAUAAAUAUUAAAACCUUGUAAAUCAUGUUACUUAAAUAAGUGUGGUUAAGUAGCUGCCUUAUUCAUACAAGAAACUGAAGUUUUAUACAGACACUUAUUUUAAAGCUUAAAACAUCAUGAACUAUUUAGCAUAAAUAUAAAGACAUGUAAUAAUUGCUCUAAGAAUAGAUGUAGCCAGAAUGACAUGAAUAAGUAAAUCUGAAAUUGUCCAAUGACAGAUGAUAAAGGUGGGAGUGGGAGGUUAGGAAGAUGCUUCUGAAAUCAGCUCUUUUUAAAUUCAUGUGCUGAAUUAUUUUGUUAAUGAUAUUGUAACCUGAAAAUAUAUAUUCAAAUAACAAAACUAUUAGAAUAGAUUUUUCUGAAUAGUUGUGUUUAGCUUCUAUAACUUUGAAUACAUAAAUUUGGUUUUGUCAAGAAGUUGUUUAAGUUCCUGAAAAAUCCCUUUCAUAAAUAUGGUCUCUGCUGACAGGAUCUUUUGAAUAUAUGAUUAUCAUAGUUUUUUUGUCUUUUUUGAUGAAGCAAGUGGAAAGCCUAGAAUAUAUUGUUAUGUUUGUGGUGUUUGUUGUUUAAUAUAUUCAUUCAUUAAAACAGAAAUGCUGAAAUCUGUUAUACAAAAAUUCAUGUCACUGAAUAAACUGUAAAGAUUUGCAGUAGUUCAGGGUUUUAUCUUUAGUGUAAAUGAUUGUGCAGAUGGCAGUUUUAAUUUUUGAGCCUCAUUGUUUAUAAAAAAAUAGAAAAGGAUAUUUUCUGUGUCUGCAUUUAGUUUUGAAUAACAUUUUUGUGCAGAUCUUCUGAAACAUGUGAAGAUGUUAAGCCACCAGAUUUGUAAAAGGAUUAUGUACAGAGUUUAGUCAAAAAGUUCAAAGUUUGGAAAUAAGAUUUGACAUAUGGUUACUUGAUUGAAAUAGUUGGACAAGUACCUUAGCAUCUUUGAUAAUUUCACAAACUGUAAAGAGUAAUUGAUGAGUUUCUUAUUUUGGUAUCCAACCAUCUAUUUUAAAGAGAGACAGUUUUUUCUUAAGUAUUUUUCUUACUGAAAUUUAUUCUUUGUUGUUUCAUGUUAAAUAGUGUUGAUUACAGCAAUUGCAGAAAUGUACUUGAUUUUCAAAUGCCAAGAUAAACAAGAAUAAAACCAGGUAUGUGCCAGUAGAGGUGAUAGUUGAAACACAUAUAUUGGAGAAUAGAAAAUGGGGGUCAAUAGAGUUAUUUCGUCAUCUAUCACUUCGUCACCUUAUUGGAAUCCAGUCUUACUAUCUGAACUUAAUACGAUUGCCACCUUCCUUCACCACCAUAUAAAAAUAUAAUCUUUUUUUGUAGAAUGCAAAAUAAUUUUCCAUGACUUUGGAUUUUCUUUAUUGUCAUGUGUGUAUACAUUAUUGUGUGUGUGUGAUGUUAGCUUAAUACAAUGUGUAUUUAUUUAUUAUACCUAUGUUUGUGAUCAGUAGUUGUUAGUAAAGUCAUGUUACACAUGUACAAUGUACUUGCUGUGCUGGUAGAUAUUUUUACCAUAUAUUUAAAGAGCAUAGUGUAUGUUUCAUUUGAAGCUGUAUUUAUUAAGAUUUUAUAAUAAAACAAAGCUCAUAAGUACCA